This is a messenger RNA of Zophobas morio, 717 nucleotides long. RefSeq names its product gustatory receptor for sugar taste 64f-like. The transcript is spliced from 5 exons. The record is from RefSeq and is a predicted model, not a curated record. Gene Ontology annotation, cellular component: membrane. Gene Ontology annotation, biological process: detection of chemical stimulus involved in sensory perception of taste; sensory perception of chemical stimulus. Lineage: Eukaryota; Metazoa; Arthropoda; Insecta; Coleoptera; Tenebrionidae. Gene Ontology annotation, molecular function: taste receptor activity. Bases 1 to 717 code for a protein of 238 amino acids.
AUGGUGUUAAAUGCUAAGAGAUCGGAUAACACUGCUCUACUUGUUCUCUUCAUUUUUAAUUCUAUGACGUUCCUAUCUCAUGUAACAUUCAUUAGACUGGCAAAAGAGUGGCCAAGUUUAAUGGAAAGUUGGAAUUUUGUUGAAAAAAGGAUGCAGUACGGAAGAAUACGAGUAAAUAUCCGAAAUAAAGUUCUGUGGAAAUCGCUCCGAACAGAACAUUUUUAUCUGUGCAAACUUUGCGCGUCCAUUAACGAUAAAUUAGGAAAUUUAAUUUUAUUGUCUUACGCCACCAACUUAUACUUAAUUAUAAUCGACUGGUUUGGUGCUGCUCGAAUCGAAAGGAGCUUUUUAAAAAAAGCUCAUUACUCUAUGUCAAUUAUUAUUGAUACUUCUAAAUUAAUUGCGGUUUCGUGGUAUGCAGCAUCAGUCCACGAAGAAAAUAAUAACGUUUUUAAAUGUCUGCUGUCCAUUCCAUCAUUUUUGUACAACCUAGAGAUUGAAAGAUUCACAAAUCAAGCGAUUUUUAUGAAGUGUGUGAUUUCUGGAAAAAAAUUGUUUACUAUUACCAGAGGAACUAUCUUCAAAAUAGCUGGUGCGUUAGUGACGUAUGAAUUAGUGGUACUUCAGUUCAACACAAAAUUGAUUCCAAACUACGAUGACGAAAUACAUUACAGUGGUACAGGCUUUAAUAACAGUUUUCAUCAAUCAGCUGGUUGA